AUGCUUCACUACGCCAAGCUGGACAAGUGUUUUUGGGCUGAAGCAGCAAUGACGGCGAUCUACAUCAAGAAUCGCUUACCAUCGCCCAAGUGCCAAGAUCAAACCCCGUUCGAGAUCGUCAACGGAUUUCGACCAAGUGAGAAAGAAGCGCAUGCGGGUUUUCGGCUGCCGAACGUUUGUGCUGACCCCUAA
Molecule: messenger RNA, 192 nt
Organism: Peronospora matthiolae
Lineage: Eukaryota; Oomycota; Peronosporomycetes; Peronosporales; Peronosporaceae
Source: the annotation of a GenBank genome assembly